Molecule: messenger RNA, 939 nt
Organism: Ylistrum balloti
Lineage: Eukaryota; Metazoa; Mollusca; Bivalvia; Pectinida; Pectinidae
Product: sulfotransferase 1B1-like
Exons: 5
Coding region: 1-939 (312 amino acids)
Biological process (GO): sulfation
Cellular component (GO): cytoplasm
Molecular function (GO): sulfotransferase activity
Source: RefSeq, a predicted model, not a curated record
AUGGAGGUCGUCGGCGUGACGCUAGGAGAUGUGACAGUGGAACAUAAACUAUUUGAUGGCGUUAACUUCCCAAUCCUUUGUCCUGGAAAUGUAUCAGAUCAUCUAGAGAAGAUCAGAAAAUUGAAAUACAAGGAAAGCGAUGUAUUCAUCAUGUCCUACCCAAGAAGUGGGACACAUUGGGUGAGAGAAAUCGUCGCCAUGUUGUUGAAAGGAAAAGCGGAAUACAUCGUUAACGAUAAUAUCGAUUUUCCGUUAGAACUUUUGGAUAUCGACACUAUCGAGAGGGAAGCAUCUCCAAGAAUAUUCUAUUCUCAUAUGCCGUUUCGAUUUCUACCACAGGACCAUAUAGAACGAAAUGGAAAAGUGAUCGGAUGUUUCCGUAACCCGAAGGAUGUGAUUACGUCAUCGUUUCAUUUCCUUAAUAACCUUAUUACCAGUAAUCUCAACUGGGAUGCUUUCUGUGAUGCGGCGUUGAAUGGAAACGUCACUUACGGAAGCUGGUUUGAUUGGCGCGAUAAUUGGAAGACUACACUGAAACAACACGCAGAAAACCCUCCACUUACAGUCACCUACGAGGACACCAGUAAGGAUCUAAGAAAACAGAUAGGCAGAAUUGCAGACUAUCUAGAGGUGACCUACACAGAGGCUCUAAUCAACGACAUUGCGCAUAUGUGUGAGUUCAAAAACAUGAAAGCUGCCAAGUCCAGACAGAAGUCCGACAUGAUGAAGAGAAUCGAUGAUGGAAUCCACCAGUUGGAUGGCGUCGAACUGGAUAACAUCAAUGAAAAUAUCGUUCAAAACAGUGUUGUUCGUAAAGGGAUCGUAGGGGACUGGAAAAGUAUAUUUACAUCGGACCAGAUAGAAAAGUUUAACGCAAUGUAUCGCCACAGGUCCAUUCCGGAUCACCAGUUGGAAUUCAAAGAAUACUUGGAGGACUGA